UUACAGUUGCACUUUGCUUUUCAGGAGCUCGAAGAAAUCCGCAAAUGUGGAAUGAAAAACUUCCGUAAUAUCCAGGUUGACGAAGCGAAUUUAUUGACCUGGCAAGGGCUUAUCGUUCCUGACAAUCCUCCAUAUGAUAAAGGAGCCUUCAGAAUCGAAAUCAACUUUCCAGCAGAAUAUCCAUUCAAACCUCCUAAGAUUACAUUUAAAACAAAGAUCUAUCACCCUAACAUCGAUGAAAAGGGGCAGGUCUGUCUGCCAGUAAUUAGUGCUGAAAACUGGAAGCCAGCAACCAAAACUGACCAAGUAAUCCAGUCCCUCAUAGCACUGGUGAAUGAUCCACAGCCCGAGCAUCCCCUCCGGGCUGACCUAGCUGAAGAAUACUCUAAGGACCGUAAAAAAUUCUGUAAGAAUGCUGAAGAGUUUACAAAGAAAUAUGGUGAGAAGCGACCAGUGGACUAAAAUCUGACACAACUGCUGUCAGCACCGUAUGCUAGAAGAUCGGAGCAGUGCAUUUGAGACACCCCGUAAAGCAGGACUCUAUGGAAAUUGACAAGUGCCACCUUUUGGUGUGAACUUGUGGCUGUUACUAACUUUCUACAGUUUUCUUAAUCAAAAGUGGGCUAGGUAACCUGUAAAGAAAGGAUUAAAAUUUAAGAUGUUCUAGUUCUGCUUUCUUUGUUUAAAAAUCACUGCUUCAAUAUACUUUAAAGUAUGCUGUUUUCUUUUUCUUGUCAGAAUUUAUCAAAAAUAUCUUAGACUUAUAUUCUGCCCUUAAAUUGAAAAGGUUGUGGCUGUCAUUUCUUAUUUUUCCUUGCAGUUCCCACUAUCUUAAGUUCAUUCAUUGAAUUUUAUCCCCCUCCUCAAACUGAUGUCUUAGGAAAAUAUCCCAGUUCUGGCAGAAAAUGAUUGAGUGUUUGGCAGUUUUGUUUACUUUUCUUUCUACAUGUUGCACUGUGCUUUGUGGGACUUCUUGCAAGUUCCCCUGAACUUCAGUUUGUAACAUAAUAAACAGAACCCAACCCAUCCCCACAAAACCAAUCAGAAAUAAUGUCUGGGUCUGAUGUAAAUCUGGCCAAUGUUACCACAAAAUGUCAAUUAAACGGGGAAACCCAA
Acanthisitta chloris (rifleman) is the source of this 1116-nucleotide messenger RNA. It is a transcript of the gene UBE2L3, whose product is annotated as ubiquitin-conjugating enzyme E2L 3. The transcript has 3 exons. The record is from RefSeq and is a predicted model, not a curated record. Gene Ontology annotation, cellular component: nucleus. Lineage: Eukaryota; Metazoa; Chordata; Aves; Passeriformes; Acanthisittidae. Gene Ontology annotation, biological process: protein polyubiquitination; ubiquitin-dependent protein catabolic process. Gene Ontology annotation, molecular function: ubiquitin conjugating enzyme activity. The coding region runs from base 52 to 462 and encodes 136 amino acids.